UCGAGUGUGUGUGUGAAGACUGAAGUUCUGCUCAGUUUUUUGCAGGAGAAGCAAAAGAAUGGCCGUGGUUGGGUUGGUGAUGGUGGGUUGGCUCGCAAUGUGGGUGUACUCCGUCGAUGGGUAUGGAGGAGGAGGGUGGAUUAAUGCUCAUGCCACUUUCUAUGGAGGCAGUGACGCUUCUGGGACCAUGGGCGGAGCCUGCGGGUAUGGAAACUUGUACAGCCAGGGCUACGGCACCAACACCGCGGCGCUGAGCACGGCCCUUUUCAACAAUGGCCUGAGCUGUGGGUCGUGCUACGAGAUCCGGUGCAUGAACGACCGCCAGUGGUGCCUACCUGCGACCAUCGUGGUCACCGCCACCAACUUCUGCCCGCCCAAUAACGCACUCCCCAACAAUGCGGGCGGGUGGUGCAACCCCCCUCUCCACCACUUCGACCUCUCUCAGCCCGUCUUCGAGCACAUCGCCCGGUACCAGGCCGGGAUUGUGCCUGUCGCGUACCGGAGGGUACCCUGCCAGAGGAGAGGAGGCAUAAGGUUCACGAUCAACGGCCACUCCUACUUCAACCUGGUCCUCAUCACCAACGUGGGCGGGGCCGGCGACGUCCAUGCCGCGUCCGUGAAAGGGUCGAGGACCGGGUGGAUGUCCAUGUCGAGGAACUGGGGCCAGAACUGGCAGAGCAACAACUACCUCAACGGCCAGAGCCUCUCCUUCAAGGUCACCACCAGCGACGGCCGCAGUGUCGUGUCCUACAACGUGGCGCCCGUCCGCUGGUCGUUCGGGCAGACCUUCUCGGGAGCCCAGUUCCGCUAGAGAAACAAAUAUAUUUACAGGGACCAGCUAGCGCCGAAUAAGACGGUAACGCGCGUCCGACCUAUAGGCGAAGAUGUGUAUAUUGUGGUUAGUAUAGAGAGUUGUCACCUCAACCCUUGAUUGAGAUUUGAGUGAGUAUACGUGUGUCGUGUUUGUAAUAUGUUGGCGGAGGCCAUUGUGGCCUCCUAAUCCUAGCUCCGAACUGAGUCAAUAUGCGAAGGGCUAAUAAUUUUACAGUGGCUCUUCUCAUGUUGAGGCAUUAUUUGGUUGCGAGUGGUCCCUCCCUGCAUAUUUUAGCAAUUACAGAAGUGGGCAGUGGUGGAGUUUUACCACCCGCAGCUAUGUAGCAUUUUGUAUUUUAGGAGUCUUUUGCCUUUGUCCUUCUUAGUGCUCGAGAAGGUCAUGUUUGUUUAGCAUUUGGCUGUGUAUGUCCACGAUUAUAAUAUGCGGUUUGUACUGUAAACUCCAUAUUAUUCUAUCUAAAUUGAAGGACUUUUAUA
Molecule: messenger RNA, 1311 nt
Organism: Syzygium oleosum
Lineage: Eukaryota; Viridiplantae; Streptophyta; Magnoliopsida; Myrtales; Myrtaceae
Product: expansin-A1-like
Exons: 4
Coding region: 59-811 (250 amino acids)
Biological process (GO): plant-type cell wall organization
Cellular component (GO): extracellular region
Source: RefSeq, a predicted model, not a curated record